Molecule: messenger RNA, 4446 nt
Organism: Anarrhichthys ocellatus (wolf-eel)
Lineage: Eukaryota; Metazoa; Chordata; Actinopteri; Perciformes; Anarhichadidae
Gene: mmp14a
Product: matrix metallopeptidase 14a (membrane-inserted)
Exons: 10
Coding region: 352-2043 (563 amino acids)
Biological process (GO): skeletal system development; collagen catabolic process; extracellular matrix organization
Cellular component (GO): extracellular matrix; plasma membrane
Molecular function (GO): zinc ion binding; metalloendopeptidase activity
Source: RefSeq, a predicted model, not a curated record
UCCACACGCGCUCCAGACAAUCCUUCCAGAGGACAGGAAGCCAAACUAUGAAGCUUUAGCGGACACCAGCUGAGCGUUUGUCACCGAUACUUGUCGAUUUUUGGCAUUUUGUUGAUUGUUUUCAGCUCAGCUCUGACUUUAAGGGGAGUCGAUUUUGUGCAGAAAACCUGUCCAGUGCGCUCCAAGUGUCCAUGUGGAGUUUCAUGCCAUGUUUUAAAAAGCACAACGGAGUAGCAUCGAUCGAUUUUGUAUCAUUUUUAUUUUUCGUUGUCUGCUGUCAGGACGGCGGGACUUGUGUAGUAAAUAGUUUUUUCUGAACGUUUUUUUUCGGGGCAGUUUGCAGAUAGAAGAAUGCUGCCCCAGAUCCUCACCCUGGCCUGUGGUCUCUGCUGCUUUGGUUUUACCUCGGUCACUGCGAAUAUACUAAAAGCUGAGGGUUGGCUGCAGCAGUAUGGCUACCUGCCUCCAGGUGAUGUCAGAGCCCAGGCCCUCCGCUCGCCAAAGUCCAUUGAAACAGCGAUAUCAGCCAUGCAGAGGUUUUACGGUUUGGCUGUCACCGGCUCCAUAGACUCCAACACAAUAGAGGCGAUGAGCCGGCCGCGGUGUGGCGUCCCAGACAAGUUCGGCCCGGAGCUGAAAACUAACCUGAGGAGGAAGAGAUACGCGGUGCAGGGUCUGAAGUGGGACAAGUCAGAGGUGACAUUCAGCAUACAGAACUACACCCCAAAGAUCGGAGAACAAGCCACGUACGAAGCCAUCAGAAGAGCCUUCAAGGUGUGGGAGAGCGUGAUCCCGCUCACCUUCAGGGAGAUCCCCUACAGCCACAUCAGAGGCAAGGUCGACAAGUUCGCAGACAUCAUGCUCUCCUUCUCAGAGGGCUUCCACGGCGACAGCACGCCAUUUGACGGCGAGGGCGGCUUCCUGGCUCACGCGUACUUCCCCGGACACGGCAUCGGCGGAGACACGCACUUUGACCUCGCUGAGCCCUGGACCACCGGGAGCCCAGACCAGGGGGGUAAUGAUGUUUUCCUGGUGGCGGUCCAUGAGCUGGGUCACGCUCUGGGUCUGGAGCACUCCAACGACCCCUCUGCCAUCAUGGCCCCCUUCUACCAGUGGUUUGAGACUGAAAACUUCCAGCUCCCGUACGACGACCGCAGAGGCAUCCAGGCGAUCUACGGAACAAAGUCUGGGGCUCCCCCUCCUCCCCCACCUCCCCCUCGACCCACGAAGUCGUCCACCCCCGACAACGGCCCGGACGUCUGCGAGGGACACUUUGACACCAUCGCUGUCCUCAGAGGGGAAAAGUUUGUGUUCAAGGACAAGUGGUUUUGGCGUGUGCGUAACAACAAGGUGUUGCCAGGUUACCCGAUGACCAUCAGUCACUUCUGGAAGGGCCUGCCCUCAAACAUCAACGCCGCCUACGAGAGGGACGAUGGGAAAUUCGUCUUCUUCAAGGGUGACAAGUACUGGGUUUUCAGCGAGUCCAGCAUGGACAAGGAUUCUCCAAAGAGCCUGAAAGACUUGGGCACCGGUCUGCCAAAAGACAAGAUCGACGCUGCUCUCUUCUACACACCGACAGGACAGACGUACUUCUUCAGAAGCAACAAGUACUACCGCUUCAACGAGCAGACUCGCACCGUGGACAGCGGCUAUCCGAAGCCCAUCAGCACGUGGAGCGGCGUGCCGGAACACAUUAAAGCCGCCAUCAUGAGUGAAGAUGGAUCUUACACUUACUUCUACAAAGCCAACAAGUACUGGAAGUUCAACAACCAGUACAUGAAGGUGGAGUCCGGCUACCCCAAGUCUGUGCUCACCGACUGGAUGGGCUGCGAAGGCGAGGAGCCCAAGAAGGGCCGGGAAGAGGAGGUGAUCAUCAUCGAGGUGGAGAAAUCGCAGGGCGGGGCCGGGCCGGUGGCCGUGGUCAUCCCUCUCCUCCUGCUGGUGCUGGUUGUGAUCACUCUGGGAGCGCUUUUGUUCUUCAGGAAGUACGGCACGCCUCGGCGCCUCCUCUACUGCCAGAGAUCCCUCCUGGACAAGGUGUAGACGGAGCGACGGGGUGAAUGACAGACUGCCACAGAGGGACAGAGAGAGAGAGAGAGAGAGAGAGAGAGCGAGAGAGAGAGAGAGAGGGCCGGGUGAAGGUGGAAACUGAGGGGAGGAAGAAAUGGAAGAGGAGACGGCAACCGGAGAAAAAAUAAUGGAGGAUAGGAGGGGGGGGGACAAUGUGUUAAGUGUUGGGUGGUUUGUAUGUGCCACAAACGAGAAAAGAAAGAAUAAAAGGCCCUAGAAACUGAAAUCAGGAAAAUGUGUAUUUGUAUGUUAACUAUUUACAUGUACUCUGUGUUCAGAGGUUUACCAACGUACCCACAAUCUCACAUAGAGAAGGGAAAUAUACAAAGAGACUCAUCAACACCUCUCCUCUCUCACAUCCCAGGUAUUAAAAAGCAAACAUCCCCUCCUUCCUUCCUCUCCUUUAACUGGACGACUCCAGCUGAACUGCUGUCUGAUUCGCGUCUAACAUUGAGAUCUGUGAUUCACUUUUAGGUUGUACUCAGAAAUUCAUCACCUCUGUUCAGAGUUUUUGCUCUGAAAUACAUUUGCUGUCAAAAAAAUCUGUUGAGGUUUUAUUUUUGAGGGAGUUUGAAAUUAGUUAAUUUCAACGUGACAUUUUUGCUCUGAAUCCACUGUUCAAAGUUUUGAUAUUCGGCAAUGCAGUAUUUCUUAAAAUGUUUUUUUUUUUUUUACCACUAAGUAGGGCUGGGUAUCUCAUACUUCUCUAGUACUGCCUUAAAUGUGUCGACUGCACGUGGUAUUAAAAACUGUCAAGUUAGCAUUUAAUUUCUGGUCAUAUGCGUAACUUUGUUUACUUAUUCUUUAAUCAAAUAGUUCAGGAUUUUACACAAAAUUCUGCCAAUUGAUAUUGGUAAUCGGUAUCGUACCCUCACCAGCAUUGAACAUUUUAAAGCGAUGCCCAGCCCGACUACGAAGAAGAUUCUCUCCCAUCUGCUAAACACGUUUUAGUCAUUAUCACCUGCCUCUUGUUUGAUGGAGCCGAGAACAACAGCACUUGAACAGUGUCAGUAUUGAUUGAUGCAGACCUCUGAACGCGCACGGAUAGGAUUUGUGAUCAGUAAAACUAGAAUCCUUUUUUUUAUGUGUUUCAACUGCAACUUGAUUCACAAGCAUAACUCUUCUUUCAGUGUAAACAGUCAGACGGGAAAAAUAUUUUUCUUAAAAAAACGUGACGUUUUAACUCAGUUUUCAAACAUUCCAGUACAUUUGUUGUUGACCAAUAGGAGCAGAGCUGCUUGUCCAAACAAUGUGUCAGAAAGCGGUACAGUUUCCAACAAUAUAGUGCAAUUUUUUUAAUUAUUAUCGUUGUUAUGGGAAAUUGUUGUUAUUAUAAGUAUGGUUAUUGUUAUUAUUGUUCUCCUGGUAAAGUUAUAGGGACUUUUUUUUUGUUUUGUUGCUUUUGUACAUUGUCAUUCGGAGUCCUGCUGGACAGAGGCGUAACGUGACAAUGAUGGAGAUGAAUCCCAAUUUACACUCAGCAUGUGAUGAAUCAGAUCAGGGGGCGAAAUGUGAGUUCAGGGAGUUUCUUUUUACUCUGAAACACCUGGAAUUACAGAGAUGUCGGCACAGAGUAACAAGCGAUGCUAUUUAUGAACUUUGAUGGUUUGAUGGUGCUCAAUGAUUAUUUUUUUUUUUUUACAUAAAUCAUAAUUGAAGGUGAAUUCAUUUAGUUAAUAACAAUGAUAAUGGUAAUGAUAUUUAUAAUGAUGAUCAUAUCAAUAAAAUGGAAUGAGAUUUUUUUUCUUGCCUGUUUUCACUUUUGUAUUUCAUCUGAUGAAGCGAAGUGAAACUAUUUUCUACAAUCUUGUGUUGUUGUUUCCUCUCUUCCAUGCUUUCACAUUCUCUUCUCCAGUGGAUUAGCACACAAGCUUUAACGCCUGGGGAAAGAAAAGCUAAAUGUUAAAUGAAACUUUAAGCCAAACAAGUUUUUUCAUGUCAAACUUGACUUCCCAAAAAUGUAAAAGAAAAAAUCUUUUUUAUAGUUUAUUAUUAUAUUUAUCAGAUAACAAAAAACAAAUGUAACUAACAAUAACCAAUUCACCACAACUAUUCUGAAGGAAAUUCUGUUUGAAUUCAUCAACAAAAAACAAACAAACUUACUUGGAAAUUUCCUGUAAUUUCCUGUAUGCAUGCUUCCAUGUAGGCAAACAUUCUGCUCUGGUAGCUUUAAUUGAGUCCGUUUCUUAACUCCAUGCUACAUGCUAAAACUACUGUAUUGUCAUUUGCAUAAUGUACUUCGCUUUUGCAGUCAGUAUCCAAAAACUGAUACCAUUGUGUUCUCAGAAGGACAUGAUGCUUACUGUCACUCCCAUUUAUUACCAGUGUCUGGAAGACGUAGCUUGUUUGGGAGGAUUUCAUCAUUCCAGUUAAUUU